GCGAGCAGGGAGGGAAGGAAAGAAAGGGAGAAAAGGCUGGGAGCUGGUGGGCGCUGCGUGUGUCUGUGCGUGUACGAUUGUGAGUGAGUGUGAGUGCCGGGCCCUGCCUCGUCUGCUGCCCCGGCAGAGGGGCCUGGUGGCCUGGGGAGGGCAGGCGGGCUGCUUGGAGGUAGAGGCAGCGCGAGGCGGCGGCGGGUAGAGCCGAGGAGGAGGAGGAGGAGAGAGGAAAGAGCGGAGCAGCCAUUGUUGAGGGAAACCUUGCAAACAAAGAAGGCUCCAGACUCCCCGCGGCCCCCCGCCCCCCAGGCCGGCCCCCUGGCCCCCGGUCCCCGGCCCAGUGGCCAUUGUAACUUUCCCCCGGGGCUGUGGCCGCCGCGGGGCAGGCCAAGGCUGUGCGUGCAAGUCUUUGUGCGGCCCACGGAGUGGAGCUCCCGGCCAGGCCUGCCCGUCCCACUCGGGACAUGAGCGGCUGAAGUUGGCCCCCCCUCAGUCCUCACCCCUGCCAGGGCCCUGGUGGGCUUCCAGUCGCUCCCGUACCUCUCCUGGCCCCCUCAGUUCUCCCAGGUUGUUCCUCAAAGUCAUUCAAGCUGUACUCGCCGAAGGAGCCCCCGAACGGCAACGCCUUCCCCCCCUUCCAUCCCGGCACCAUGCUAGAUCGGGAUGUGGGCCCAACCCCCAUGUAUCCGCCUACAUACCUGGAGCCUGGGAUUGGGAGGCACACACCAUAUGGAAACCAAACUGACUACAGAAUAUUCGAGCUUAACAAACGGCUUCAAAACUGGACAGAGGAGUGUGACAAUCUCUGGUGGGAUGCUUUCACAACUGAGUUCUUUGAGGAUGAUGCCAUGUUAACCAUCACUUUCUGCCUGGAGGAUGGACCAAAGAGAUAUACCAUUGGCCGGACCCUGAUCCCACGCUACUUCCGCAGCAUCUUUGAGGGGGGUGCUACGGAGCUAUACUAUGUGCUUAAGCACCCCAAGGAGGCAUUCCACAGCAACUUUGUGUCCCUCGACUGUGACCAGGGCAGCAUGGUGACCCAGCACGGCAAACCCAUGUUCACCCAGGUAUGUGUGGAGGGGCGGUUAUACCUGGAGUUCAUGUUUGACGACAUGAUGCGGAUAAAGACAUGGCACUUCAGCAUCCGGCAGCACCGGGAGCUCAUCCCCCGCAGCAUUCUUGCCAUGCAUGCCCAGGACCCCCAGAUGUUGGAUCAGCUCUCCAAAAAUAUCACACGGUGUGGGCUGUCCAAUUCCACUCUCAACUACCUCCGACUGUGUGUGAUACUCGAGCCCAUGCAGGAGCUCAUGUCCCGCCACAAGACCUACAGCCUCAGCCCUCGUGACUGCCUCAAGACCUGCCUUUUCCAGAAGUGGCAGCGUAUGGUAGCACCCCCCGCGGAGCCCGCCCGGCAGCAGCCCAGCAAACGGCGGAAACGGAAGAUGUCAGGGGGCAGCACCAUGAGCUCUGGGGGCGGCAACACCAACAACAGCAACAGCAAGAAGAAAAGCCCAGCCAGCACCUUCGCCCUCUCCAGCCAGGUACCUGAUGUGAUGGUGGUGGGGGAGCCCACCCUGAUGGGCGGGGAGUUCGGGGACGAGGACGAGAGGCUCAUCACCCGGCUGGAGAAUACCCAGUUUGACGCAGCCAACGGCAUUGACGACGAGGACAGCUUUAACAACUCCCCUGCCCUGGGCGCCAACAGCCCCUGGAACAGCAAGCCUCCAUCCAGCCAAGAAAGCAAAUCGGAGAACCCCACAUCACAGGCCUCCCAGUAAAGGCUUCACCAGGGCCACCCAGCGCUCUGCCUGCCUGCCCCACCCCUUGAAGCCCCAGGGAGCAGAAGACAGAAUGAAGAGACUGAGCAUCUAAAAUGGGCAGCCUCCAUCCACCCACUUCAGGGAGGAACUGGACUCACUGGGGGCAGGUGCCAGGAUUUGCCCCGCAGUGGCUCUGGGCUGGGCCUGGCCUCUGCAGAGCCUUUUGGGGGAAGGAGGUACUCAUGUGGAUGUCUGCGUGGACCCUGGGCCUGAGCAAUGUCCUGACCACCCCCCAGAGCAUUUGCCUCCAUCCUCACCCCAUGGGUUCCCCAUCCUCCUGACUCGACCCCCUUCGAGCCUGGGGUUGUCUGUCCCCACAGCCCUUAGGGACUUAAAGUUAUGGCGCUUGGUUGAGUGCCCCUCCCUAGACCUCCCCCAGGUGGCUGGAAGUAGAGGGGUAAAGCUCUGGGCUCCUCCUCUCUUCCACCACCUAUCCCAGCUCCAAGUUUUUUAAAAAAAUAAUAUUAUUAAAAAUGUAAGUUAAAAAAAUCACUCAUGUCCCCCCUCUUCCCCUUAUUAAAAGUCCAACUACCUCCCUAUGCCUGGCAGAUGGGGGGUUUUGGGCCCAGGUGGAGGUGAGCGUAUCGGUAGAGUAGGGGGGUAUACGUUUCCAUUUUAUAUAGUUUGAGAGCUUCAGACCAAGGAGACAGUUCGCCAUCUCUCUUCCCUUUUCCUCUGGGAUGACUGGAGUUGGGAAGGCAUGCCAUGGGGUAGGGGGCCAUUGCUUCGGAACAGCUCCCAGCUGUUGUCUCUGUUUCCCCAUCCUCCAGGAGGCUCGUAACUCCCUUGGUCCCAGCACCGCCGCCCCCCUGCCGUCCCCCACCCUGUGUGUAUAUUCGUUACAAGCCCUCCACUAAAGCAGCUGUCUUGGAUGGGGGAGGGGGAGGCUCCCUCCCUUGGGGAGUAUGGAGGGAAGGAGCAGCCCUGUUUGUCACUGUGUUUUUUGUUUUGUCUCGGUUGGGUAGGCAUGGGAUAGGGGAGGGGCUCAUCCACUCUGUCCGUACUCUUCCUCCAGGCCCUCAGAUUGUGAACCUAGUCCUCCCCUUCCUUCUUCACAGAGGGAAAGGAGCCACUGAGGGUAUCCCACCUCUAAGCAGGGAGCAAAAGGGCUCUGUUCCCCAGCUGAAGUAGAGGGUGCUCAUCUUCCCAAAUCCCCUCUAGUCCUUGUUCUCGUAGAAGGAAGGGGAAAGCUGCCAGAACCCUCAGCUGUAUUGCAGUCGGACAUGUGGAGGUUCUGGGCCCAGCUCCGGCUCUGUUGCCUUUUCCUGUGGCGAGUUCCGGAAGUGUUAGUACCACCUGUCUUCCCAGGCUUUCUUCGGGAUUCUGGGGCUCUUUCCACUCUGUUUCCUUCACUCUAGUUGCCACUGCUGGAGGGGUGUUGUGUCAGGAGCUGAGGGAAGGGGUGGGGAAGAGGGAUGGCCCACCCCAACUGUAAUGCCUUUUUUUUUCUCCAUUUGAGUCAUGUAUGGUACCGAUCAAUAAAGAGACUUUUCAGUU
Molecule: messenger RNA, 3314 nt
Organism: Phyllostomus hastatus (greater spear-nosed bat)
Lineage: Eukaryota; Metazoa; Chordata; Mammalia; Chiroptera; Phyllostomidae
Gene: LDB1
Product: LIM domain binding 1
Exons: 11
Coding region: 648-1775 (375 amino acids)
Biological process (GO): nervous system development; negative regulation of transcription by RNA polymerase II; positive regulation of transcription by RNA polymerase II
Cellular component (GO): transcription regulator complex; nucleus
Molecular function (GO): LIM domain binding
Source: RefSeq, a predicted model, not a curated record